CGGAAACCGACGGGCCGGCAGGAAAUGACGAAGCAGAGGUCGUCCGGGUCCGUGCGGUAACCGGUUCCCGCGAGCCCGGCCCCGACUCCGGGGAAAAGGGCCCCGCGCCGAGCAGCCUGGCCGCCUGCCGCCUCCGGAGCGAGCAGCCCACAUGCCUGGGGAUUACGGAGUGAUGGGUGACGAUGGCUCUAUUGAUUACAGCGUUCAUGAGGCCUGGAACGAAGCCACCAACGUUUACUUGGUAGUCAUCCUCGUUAGCUUUGGUCUCUUCAUGUAUGCCAAGAGGAAUAAAAGGAAGAUUAUGAGGAUAUUCAGUGUGCCACCUACAGCAGAAAGUUUGUCAGAGCCCAGCUUCUAUGACACAAUGAGCAAAAUUCGUUUAAGACAGCAACUGGAAAUGUAUGCCAUUUCAAGGAAGUAUGACCAUCAACAGCCACAAAACCAAGCUGACAGUGUGCAGCUCUCAUUGGAAUGAAAUCUCAGAAAAUGAACAACAUAAAUAAUUGUUAAAUAGUAUUGUAGCAAGCUCCUAAUUCCACCAAGUCAUGAACAGCAUCUUUAAAACAUCUUCUGUCUCUAUAAGAUAAUUUUUCUUGUGACCUUUAUCCAAAAUUUUUGGUGUGUUUUCUUUUACUUUUUUAAAUUGCAUCUGUGAGUCAUUUGUUACACAAAAAAUGGCUCAGAAAACCUGAAAACGGGAAGAGAGACUAUACCAGAGAUGGUGAUUUUACUUUGUGAACAUCUUUGAUUUCUUCAGGAUGCAAUCAGCCAGGAAUGAAAACCCAUCUUUGGAAGCGAGCAUCUGAAACUUAUGCCACUUUGAGCUGAAAUUUUUGUAAAAUGAGAAAUGAAAAUCCAGUCAUUGGUAUAAUUUCCUCUCAGAUUGUAUUCUGUGAUAAAUGUAAUGUGGAUAACUGACUGAUUUGUGUUCUCAUUGCUGUUGGUUACCACUCUUAAUUGAAUUACUACUUGCUUCUACAGAACCUGCAUAGUGGACUGUCUUUCUACAUCAUGAAGCGUACCCAUCUGCUGAUUAUGGAAGCCUUCUGGAAUUUUUCUCUCAUGUGUUCUAGGAGUUCAUUUGCUUUUUUCUUUAAUCCUAGAGUUUCAUUUCUACCACAAGAGUCUUCUUUAGACCAUAUUGCGACCAUGCUGUCAAACACUAGUAUAAUUGGUGUUAGCAGCUUGCUUUUCAUCAUAUGACUCUUGGUGUUUAACGUUAACUGUCUGGUUUCUAAUGCUUUCUUAGCAUAAUAAGCUUCCCUGAAGACUCCUAUCUUGUACCAUUUUCUCCUGUGUAUUGAAAUGUUUUUACCUACUUUGUCAUUAUUUAAGUAAAAGCUGAUUGGAGGUAGUGGUAGGGAAGUUUAACUGUCCAUGUAACUGACCAAGAAUUAGUUUUUGAAUCCAAGAUAUUCUUAAUUCUGAGUUAGGGUUAAUAUGUCAGUUAGAGUUAAUAUUACUUUCUUUUCCCUUUAUAAUUGUAAAGUAAAAGAAUAUAAAUUUUAAAUGAAAAGGUUUAGACCAAAUAAAAUCAUUCAAGGAAA
Myotis daubentonii (Daubenton's bat) is the source of this 1547-nucleotide messenger RNA. RefSeq names its product small integral membrane protein 19 (gene SMIM19). The record is from RefSeq and is a predicted model, not a curated record. NCBI's taxonomy places the organism in Eukaryota, Metazoa, Chordata, Mammalia, Chiroptera, Vespertilionidae.